This is a messenger RNA of Solanum pennellii, 2844 nucleotides long. Its product is annotated as F-box protein CPR30-like. The coding region runs from base 51 to 1199 and encodes 382 amino acids. NCBI's taxonomy places the organism in Eukaryota, Viridiplantae, Streptophyta, Magnoliopsida, Solanales, Solanaceae. Gene Ontology annotation, molecular function: protein binding. The transcript has 2 exons. The record is from RefSeq and is a predicted model, not a curated record.
UAUACAAUCAAUCAUGCAAUUCAGUGGGUAUUCAUGAGAAUAAAGGAUCAAUGGUGAAUGGAAUAAUAAAGAAAUUGGGGGAGGAUUUGGUGAAUAAUAUACUAGUAAGAUUUCCAGUGAAAUCCCUCGUACGAUUAAAAUGCAUCUCUAAAAGAUGGUACACUCUCAUACAAUCCACCACAUUUAUACAUCUUCAUCUCAACUACCAAACAACCAUACAGCAUGAAUUCAUUCUCUUCAAGCAUUCCAUCAAAGAACCAAAUGAAUUUAUAAGUAUUUUGUCUUUUCUUUCUGGUGAUGAUGAUGAUGGCUUUAACCCUCUUUUUCCAGAUAUAAAUGUCACAUCUAUGUCCUCAAAUUUUAAUGCUACUUUUUAUCCACUUCUUGGUCCUUGUCAUGGUUUGGUUGUAUUAACAGAUUUGACAACCAUAAUCAUAUUCAAUCCAGCAACUAGAAAUUUCAGAUUGAUCCCACCUAGCCCUUUUGGUUGUCCACAGGGUUUUCAUCGUUCCGUUGAAGGGAUUGGAUUUGGCUUCGACUCCAUUUCAAAAUACUAUAAGAUUGUUAGGAUUUGUGAGGUAUUUUGGAAUCCUUGGGAUGGUUAUCCUGGUCCUAAAGAAACUAAAAUAGAUGUUUAUGAUUUUAGCAUGGAUUGUUGGAGAGAAGUGGAGCAAGUAAAUUUGCCAUUGAUUUAUUGGGUACCUUGUGCUGAGAUGUUAUACAAUGAAGUGGUUCAUUGGUUUGCAACUAUAGAAAUGUCCAUGAUUAUUCUUUGUUUUGACAUGAGCACUGAGAUUUUUCGUAAUAUAAAUAUUCCUGAUGUUUGUAAUAAUCUAACCCAUAAGCAAUAUUAUGGUCUUGUAAUAUUAAGGGGGUGUCUCACAUUGAUUUCUUACCCUAACCCCAUUUCUCCUACUGAUCCAAUAAAUGAUAAAGUGCAUGUUUGGGUGAUGGAGGAGUACGGUGAAAGCAAGUCAUGGAUAUUGAAAAACACAAUCAGAGUUGUUCCUGUUGAAUCACCGCUAGAUGUUUGGAAGAAUAGUAUAUUGCUUUUUCAAAGCAAAAAAGGACAUCUUAUUUCAUAUGAUAUUAAUUCCAAUGAAGAAAAGGAACAUAUUUUACAUGGUUCUCCCGGAAGUUUGAGUGUUAUAGUUUACGAGGAAGGCUUAACUUCAAUUCCACCAGAUUCAAGUUCAUGAACUGGAAUUGGAAAUCCAACUUCAGCAAUUGAUUACAAUCAUUCCUUGUUUCUCCAUUCAUCUGAUGUAAGUAAAAACCACAUCAUUUCUUUUCAAUUAACUGGUGCUGAAAAUUAUUCUAUGUGGUUUAGGCCCUGUUACGAAGAAAUAAAAUGGGGUUAGUGGAUGAUCAUGUCCAAAUUAUAAAUUUCCAGGAUUAGAAGGGUAUCUAGGAAAGGGUGAAUGAUGUUAUAUUAUUUGGAUCAUGAAUUCUGUAGAGAAAGGGCUUCUUAGAAUCAUCAUGUAUCCAACGUGUGCUUAAAAAUAUCUGGGACGAUCUAUAUAAAAGGUUAACAAGAUAGAUAGAUCAAGAACAUUUAAUCUGCAUCACUAUAACUCAAGGAAAUAGUUCUUUGUUUGUUAACUUCUCAAGAUUGAACGGGUUGUGGGAGGAAUUUGAGGUAGUGGUGCCUACUACAUCCUGUGAAUGUAACAGAUCCAAAGAGUAUGUAGUACAUCUACAAAAACUCAAAUUUUUUCAGUUUCUUAUGGGGUUGAAUGACUCUUACUUACAAGCAAGGUCUUAGAUCUUGUUGAUGAGUCCAGUUCCAUCACCAAAUCAAGCAUAUUCAAUGAUCAUGUUUUGAUGAGAGUCAAUAAUCAGUAGUGGCAAGAACAAGAAUAUUAGGAUCUAAUCCCAGUUUUGGCCAACAGGCGUAUGAGUUAGCGAUGUACUAAAAAAAUGGUAGUACUCAGAAGUUCAAGAAGAAUGGGAAUAUGUAUUGUGAUUAUUGCAAGCUUAAGAAUUACACGAGAGAUAACUGUUACAAGUUAAUAGGGUAUCCUCAAGAUUUUAGGUUCAAAAAUAAAGAACUUAACGAUGCAUGUAAUGCAAUGAUGGAAAGUACAAGGUCUCACGAACAGGUUCCUCACAAACAUCUGACUACAAUAGACCAUUCUUCUCAAUUCACUACAAGUGACUAUGGGCAGUCUUCAAAUGAAGGGAACAAUCAGUUAGAACCUUGUCAUCUAUCAAUAGAUCGAUAUCAAAAAUUGCUCCAAUUUCUCAACAAAGCUCUAGAAUAAGGUCAUUCAAAUAAUGUAGUAGUGAAUGGAUCAGGUACAAGCACUUGUUUCAACUAUACUACCAAUAUUAGUUCUACUUUUUGUUGAAUUAUCGAUACAUGUGCGACUACCACAUGGUUGGAGACCUGAGCUCUCUAAACAAGUCCACUAUUUGCAAGUCUGAUUAGCCAAAGAAAGUACAGUUGCCCAAUGGUGAUGUUACCUUAUUUGAGUUUAUUGACUCAAGUUUCCUACCUAACAAUGAUGUGAUCAUUGGAGUUUUUCAAGUACCACAGUUCCAAUUUUACAUGUUAUUCAGAAUCUAAACUCACUGAGGAACUGCAUUGUUCUGCUACUUUUUCCCCAAAUUCUGUAUAUUCAGGAUCUCUCACAUGAGAAGGUGAAGAUGAUUGAUAAAGAAGAUAAUGGUCUAUACAUACUAUCAAGCAAUGCAAGUUCAAGAGAUGUCAACAUUACAUCUAGUUGUUUCAUUUCAUUACUAAGAGUAGAUUCUAAAAUAUAUAUAGACUUAUGACAUAGAAGAUGUGGGCAUGUAUCUGGUUUAUGUUAAGGAAAAUAUUGCCAUCAUAUUUUAGCAGCA